Messenger RNA from Phlebotomus argentipes, 1858 nucleotides. RefSeq names its product catalase. The record is from RefSeq and is a predicted model, not a curated record. Gene Ontology annotation, biological process: hydrogen peroxide catabolic process; response to hydrogen peroxide. The transcript has 2 exons. Lineage: Eukaryota; Metazoa; Arthropoda; Insecta; Diptera; Psychodidae. The coding region runs from base 168 to 1700 and encodes 510 amino acids. Gene Ontology annotation, molecular function: catalase activity; heme binding. Gene Ontology annotation, cellular component: peroxisome; mitochondrion; cytoplasm.
ACAGGAGCCAUUCACGGCUGCUCCACUAUUUUCAGUGUUUCUGUGCUCGAAGUGAGCUCCUCGUGCGGCUUGUUUCAUUUGCAAUUACAUCUUUGUACUCCCCUCUUGUGUUUGGAGUGUUCUCCGCAAUUCUUUCUCUCGUAACGCCAGAGAACUCGACAUAAAAAAUGUCAGCUCGCAACCCAGCCGAAGAUCAACUCAACCUCCACAAGAAGAGCCUGAAGGGCGCUCAGUCUGUGGUGACGACGAAACAUGGAGCGCCGAUCGGCCUGCGCACCGCCACGCAGACGGUGGGCCCGAACGGGCCGGUGCUGCUGCAGGACCACCAGUUCCUGGACGAGAUGUCGGCCUUUGAUCGCGAGCGCAUCCCGGAGCGCGUGGUGCAUGCGAAGGGCGCCGGAGCUUUCGGCUUCUUCGAGGUGACUCACGACGAGAUCCAGAAGUACUGCGCCGCGAAGGUGUUUGACACGGUGGGCAAGAAGACACCCAUCGCCAUCCGCUUCUCCACGGUGGGCGGCGAGAGUGGAUCGGCUGACUCGGCGCGUGACCCGCGCGGCUUCGCCAUGAAGUUCUACACGGAGGAUGGCAUCUGGGAUUUGGUGGGCAACAACACGCCCAUCUUCUUCAUUCGCGACCCCAUGCUCUUCCCCAGCUUCAUUCACACGCAGAAGAGGAAUCCCGCGACGCAUCUGAAGGACCCCGACAUGUUCUGGGACUUCAUCUCGCUCCGUCCGGAGACCACGCACCAGACGGCCUUCCUGUUCUCCGAUCGCGGCAUUCCCGAUGGCUAUCGCCACAUGAACGGCUACGGAUCGCACACAUUCAAGACCAUCAAUGCCAAGGGCGAGGCUUUCUACGUGAAGUUCCACUCGAAGACGGAUCAGGGUAUCAAGAAUCUGCCCGUGGAGCGCGCCACCGAGCUGGCCUCCAGUGAUCCCGACUACUCCAUCAGGGAUCUGUACAAUGCCAUCGCCAAGGGCAACUUCCCCAGCUGGACGUUCUACAUCCAGGUGAUGACGUUCGAGCAGGCGGAGAAGUUCAAGUACAACCCCUUCGACCUGACCAAGAUCUGGCCGCAGGGUCAGUUCCCGCUCAUCAAGGUGGGCAAAUUCACGCUGGAUCGCAAUCCCAACAACUACUUCGCUGAGGUGGAGCAGAUCGCCUUCUCGCCGUCGCACUUCGUGCCCGGCAUCGAGGCGUCGCCCGACAAGAUGCUGCAGGGACGUCUGUUCGCCUACUCGGACACUCAUCGCCACCGUCUGGGCGCCAACUUCCUCCAGCUGCCGGUCAACUGUCCGUACCGUGUGUCGCCUAAGACGUACCAGCGCGACGGGCCGAUGUGCUUCACGGACAACCAGGGCGGCGCCCCCAACUACCAUCCCAACUCCUUCGGCGGCCCCGAGGACUGCCCACGCGUGCUGAAGCUCAAUCCGCCGUACAAGCUGAGCGGUGAUGUGGCGCGCUACGACAAUAGCGAGACCGAGGACAACUUCAGUCAGGUGACGGACUUCUACAGGCGAGUGCUGGACGCUCCGGCACGCGAGCGCCUCGCGCAGAACAUCGCUGGCCACCUGAAGGACGCCAGUCCCUUCAUCCAGGAGCGCGCCGUGAAGAACUUCGCCCAGGUGGACACGUCGCUGGGCCAGAAGCUCACCGAGCUGCUCAACAUGUACGAGCGCAAGAAGUGCGCCAAUCUCUAAGCGCCCAGAGAUUGACUUCGGUUGCGGUGUUUUUCGUUUAUUUUUCUAUAUAUUCCCUUCACAGUUAUUGCAUGAUUUUGGGGAAAUUCUUCUUUCCAAUAUGUACGAUUUUGUAAGGAUCAAUCAAUGAGAUAAAUAAAGUUCAUUCCGGAAUUUUA